Messenger RNA from Gossypium raimondii (Peruvian cotton), 1953 nucleotides. RefSeq names its product myb family transcription factor MOF1. Gene Ontology annotation, molecular function: DNA-binding transcription factor activity; DNA binding. The coding region runs from base 762 to 1715 and encodes 317 amino acids. The transcript has 6 exons. The record is from RefSeq and is a predicted model, not a curated record. Lineage: Eukaryota; Viridiplantae; Streptophyta; Magnoliopsida; Malvales; Malvaceae.
GGCAGUAUUAUAGAGGAAUAUUUGAAGUAAAUAAAUACAUAAAUAUUUUGUCUUUUUUUCUUUUUGUAUGGAAAAUAGAGCUUAUAGGCUCUAUAUUAUGUACAGAAAGAGGGAAGCAAAAGGUCAAUGUAAAGCAGUUGGGUAUAGGGGUAAUGAUUUCAGGGAAGGCAGAUCAGAGAACUCGUGAGAGUUCUUAAUUUUUAUUAUCAUUAAUUUUUAUUUAAUUCAAUUGGGGGGUUUGAAAGUUUUUUUCUUAUAUAAAAUAUUAUUUUUGGUCUUUGUUGAUUUUGUGUAUCUCUGAAAGUGUGCAGAGAUUAGAGAGUAUUAGAAACAGAAGAAAGGCAGCAGUUUGCAGGUAUUAUCAGUGCUUCUUAAGGAAUUUUACAGUGCCUUGUUCGUCUUAUUCCUUUCCUCGUGAUCUUUCUUGUUCUCUUUCCUCUGCCUUUUUUCUUUUGUUUUAUAUUUCUUUUUUCUUCAAGGGGCUCCUGCAGUUAGUGUCUUUCUUGCUGCUUUGUACCUAGACAAUUCCAACAACAUUGAAACAACCCAGGGUUUUCCAGUUCCAGGAGUUUUUAUCAUAAAAAUAUUUACCACUAAAACCUGAAACAUAGGUCCUUUUUUCUUUGUUUAUCGCUAGUGAUCGUAUUAAGAGCCUUCAAAGCUUUCAAAGGAUAUACCUUUGGGGGGGGGGGUUCCCAUUUGAGGGUUUUAAAGAACAUAAGAACGAGAGUUUUUUUUAGGAGAUUGGAACAAAGAAGGAAAUGGGCAGUUGUGGGAGGAGUGGUGCAGUGAGGCAGUAUAUAAGAUCAAAGGUGCCUCGUUUGAGAUGGACACCUGAACUUCAUCAAUGUUUUGUUCAAGCUAUCGAAAGGCUUGGUGGUCAAGACAAAGCUACGCCGAAACUUGUUCUUCAACUGAUGGAUGUGAAAGGACUCACCAUUUCACAUGUGAAAAGCCACCUUCAGAUGUAUCGGAGCAUGAGAAGUGAUCUUAGCAGACAAGAUAGGAGUUCAACCCAUCAAAGAAGACAAUCUUUUGAGAAACAUGAUGGUUGUGUUGAUGAUGUAAUUGAUAUUAUGGGUUUUCACUCAACCUCAAAGCCCAUUGAAGAAUCAGAUUCUCAUUUGAUCCACUCUCCUCUUCCUUCAAAAAGAGCUAGAAUCGAGACCAAGAGUUCAAUCUCUGAUCAGAAUCUGCAAUGCAGCCAAGGAGUAUGUGAGAGAGUCUCAAAUCCGUACUUUUAUGAUGAUUAUCUGCAGACAAUGGCUGUUUAUAAAGGAAUAAAGGAAGGUAAUGGUGCUUUCAUAUGGGAACACACCCAGACUCACCCUCAGGCUCAAGGUCAAUCCACAACCUUCUCUCUGCCACAUGAUCUUUACAAUCUCAACUCCUUCAAAUAUUCAGUGGAAGAAUCUGAUUUCCUUAAGGUUUCCAAGGUAGAUGUAGAAGAUCACAAAAAUGUAGGCAAGCAUGUCGACGACCACCCUAACGCUAGGAGACAUGCAGGGAAAGACGAUGAAGUAGAAGACAAAGGUGGUGGUUGUGAAUUAUCAUUGUCACUGUCAUUGCACCAUCCAUCUUCGCAGAGCGAAAUCAGCAGCAGCAGCGAGGCAUUAUCAUUGGUGUCUGGGUCUAAUUACAAAGACUGCUCCGGCUCCUCGUGCACCCUUCGUAGUAUAAACUUGGAUCUAUCCAUUGCUCUUUGUGGCAACUGACGUUAAUUUUUUAAAUUCUCUUUUCAGGCAUAUAUAUAUAUAUAUAUAUAUAUCGUUUUUUACUGUUCUUUUUCCGAUGUUAAUCGAGCUGUUAAGUUUAGAUUUGGAGAUCAUCCAGGUUUUUGGAUUAAUUGAAAUGUACGGACUUUGAAUUCAUAGGGAUUUACGUAUCGUUAUAGUAGUUAAACGCGAAGAUCGAAUUUAGGAAUGGGCCGGGGUGGUUCAUUUUCAUUUAAUA